Molecule: messenger RNA, 4743 nt
Organism: Branchiostoma floridae (Florida lancelet)
Lineage: Eukaryota; Metazoa; Chordata; Leptocardii; Amphioxiformes; Branchiostomatidae
Product: protein SMG5-like
Exons: 24
Coding region: 176-3436 (1086 amino acids)
Biological process (GO): nuclear-transcribed mRNA catabolic process, nonsense-mediated decay
Cellular component (GO): telomerase holoenzyme complex
Molecular function (GO): protein binding; telomeric repeat DNA binding; telomerase RNA binding
Source: RefSeq, a predicted model, not a curated record
UUUUGUAAAAGUUAAGCUGUCCCAAAUAAAGUCGAAACAAAAUGGCGGUCGGUGUGGUAGAAAACUAAAACUUUUAGCCCAAAUAUGGGGUUUUCUCCUCUAUUUACCUCUUUGGAGGUAUAGCCAUCUCGUCGUUGACAGCGAUGGCGAAGCUGCAGAAGAGAAACAGAGAAGGAUGAAGAAAGGCUCGAGCGGGCCGUCGAAAGCGGCCGUAUCUAUGUCUGCAGGUAUCAGCUCCGUUCUGGCAGAAACGAAAAGAAUCUACAGGUCCAUACUUGAUGCCAUCCAUAGGUUGGAUGAUGGGCUGAGAGACAAGCGUGCAUACAAAGAAGUCUUCCAGGUGCAGAAUGUAGCUCUCCGUAACAGGCUGAAGGAACUUUGUGAACGGCUGAUGUUUCUGCAACCAGCUGACUAUGGAAGAAAAGCAGAAGAUCUUUUAUGGAGGAAAGUCUUCUAUGAUGUCAUCCAGGUUCUGAAGCAAAAUAAGAGGCAUGUGCGACAAGGCAGCUCUGUGGAAUGUGCCUUCCGCACGCACCUGUCUGCAGCUACAGGCUUUUACACCCACCUGAUGCUGCGGCUACAGGGACUGUUCCAGGUGACUGUUUGGGGCGUGUGCGACUGGCCAGACUUAGCAGAUCCUCUUGCAGGAAAACCACAUGUGAAAUCACAAUGUCAGGAUGAGAAGGUGCGAGAAUGGGCAAAAAGAGCCUGCCACCGUUGUCUCAUCUACCUCGGAGACUUGGCUCGCUACCAGCAGGAGUUUGAUGGUAUGAGGAGUGAGAUGAUGGCUGCCCGGUACUACCAUCAGGCUAUCGCCAUGUAUCCAGACUUCGGAAUGCCACAUAAUCAGCUUGGUACAUUGGCUGGCACCAGCAACCAUGGUGUGGAUGCUGCCUACCACUACAUGCGAUGUUUGUCCACCAUCUCCCCAUUUGAGGGUGCAGCAGGCAACAUUCAGCACCUUCUGGAGAAGAACAGGAAACAGUACAACCAGCUGCCUUCAGAGGCGAAACGGGACCUCCCACCACACAAGCAACGGUCCAAAGAUGUGAAGCGGUUGAUAAUCACAUUCCUGUACCUACAAGAGAUGCUCCAUCCUGACUUCAAAGCCAAUGAGCAGGAGCUUGCCAAGGUGUGUCGUGCUGUGUUAGAGGACUUCAACCUCUGCAUGUUUUACAUCCCUCCCUCUGAGAACCACAGCAUCAGGAAGGGUAACAACAGGGGACAGUGGCUGGAUGAUGGGCUGGUCUUCAAAAUGGUUAUCAUGUGCCUCAUGGCUAUCCACUCCCUACAGAUAUCCAGUUCUCCCCAGAUGUCUGCAGCUGUGGCAUUCACACUAGCCUUGUCGUCACACCUGCUGAACCACACCAACACCAGGCUACAGACGGCCCUGUACGAGGCAGAACACCCGCAGGCUACCACACUCACCUCACAGGACCAAGACAUUGAUGAAACUAAGCCAGACAUGAGCAUAGCUGCCAAUGAAGAUAACCACAGCCAAGCGCUGGAGGAUGUGAAUCUAUCAGGGAAUGAUUACAUCAGGAGAAGACCAAGGGGAGAAGAUAAUCGAGAAACCAAGAAAAAAGGGGCUGCUCCAUCCAAGAAGCGUAGGAAGAAACUGACAAAACUACAACAAUUUAGGCGCCGACGCCGACAUGACAGUGGUUCUGACCUGAGUGACGAGGACCUGAGUGAAGAUGAGUUACUGAGUGUCUCGGAGUCCUCUGAGACAUCUGACAGUGAUGAGUCCACAUACUCAGGUUCAGGAUCAGAGUCAGACAGUGACAGUGCAGACAGUCUGAUGGAAAGUCAGGAGCUCCAGCCAGGCUUUACUGAUGAGAGCAAAACUCCAGAGGCCUGUAACUCCCCCCAGUCUAUCCUGUCCCAGUCCUCGGAAGAGCAUGAUGUAAUGGACAAGAACGACAAGGAAGAAGGGCAUCAAACGAAGGAGAGCAGGAUGUCUGAAAGCAAAAGAUCUCCUGAGCUAAAGGACAUGUCACCAGAGAUGUUCCAGUCUGUUCAGAACCCCAGCCUCCUCAGGAGAAACAUCAGGCUCGCCCCCAGCUUUGACGCACUCCGAACAUCAGAGUCACCCGGGGAGGGAGCUGAUAGGACCCACAACAAUGUGGCACACAAUGGCAACAGGGACUUAGCACCAGCUCAGGAUGAGGUUAUAAACCACAGCAUCCAAACUCCAGCCACAAUAGCUGAGCCAGACAAUGAAGAUGAAGACAUAGACUCAGGGUCAGAAGAGGACAACACCGUCUGCAGCAGUCCUAGUUCCCCAGAGGAGAAGCUAUCCUGUCUAUUGAAAGUUCUGACCAAUCAGGGCCUUUUGCCAACUAUUAAGGUCAUCUGUGAUUGGUUGAAGUACAACACCCACAUCAUUAGGACCUGUGCACAGAGCUCCCAGUCCUUAUGGACAAGGUUGGCCACACUGUUGAACAUGCUGCCUCAUGAGGCACAGCUGUGUGUGUCAGAUAUCUGUGUAGAUGCAGAACUUGGCAGCAUGCUGCAGGGCAUGUCCCAGAAAGACUGGAUCCAGCACCACCCACUGCCAGAGGAUGUCCAGCUCAGGAGUGUGCCUGCCCUGGACCAGUCUCACCGCAGGAUCAUCAUGGAUGUCAGGAACAUGAAAACCCUCACAGCACAUCAGCAGACACUGCUGCGGGUGUGCUGUAUACAGAACUUUGGACACUUCCUGGCAGACCUGAAGGUAACACCCUUCCAGUUUGACUCUGAGCAGGGUCUCUUCCUCGGACCCUCAGAUGUGAAGGAGCUGAAGAAUCAGCGCACCCGGCAAGAACAAGCAGAACUGCAGGCAAGAAAGGCAGAGGAGGAGUCCAGGAGGAACCAGCUGAUGAGAGACAUGGCCCAACUCAGAUUGCAGUCAGAAGUACAUCAGCUGGAAGGCAGUCUGCAGGUAACAGGCCAGGCGCUAUCACCCUACCUAGUUCCAGAUGCUGGCGUCUUGUGUGAUCACAUGACUAUCAUCAAACAGCUGGCUGCAAGUGCAAGGUUCAUCAUCAUCAUCCCCAGGACAGUGAUUGACCAGUUGGAUGUUCUCAAGAAGGAGAGCCAGCAGGCACGGGAUGCCAUCAGGAUUCUGGGGAUGGAAUUCAAGAAGGGAAACAGGUACCUUCGAGCACAGAAGGACUGUGAGCAGGUGAAGGGUGGAUCCAGUGAGAAUAGGAAGUUACGCAGACAGGACAUGAAUGCCUGGCACUUCUACAAGAUGGUGGACUGCUGUCGCUACUUUGCUGGCCUGAGUACGGAGUGUGACCCCUCCGGUAUGGUGACUAUCCUUUCUAGUUUUGAUCCAACAGACACAAUGCUGUCAGAACGUCUACAGUCUGCAAUAACAUCAGCAAAGGAAGCUGGCAUAGAAGUUGGAAAUGUGCUUCAGUUUUUCUCAUCAUGGAAAAGCCCUAGCUGAAUAGGCAGAAAGAGUCAGUGGCUUAGGACUAUAUGAUGCACAUGACCAUGGUCAGAAGUCAUGUAAGAAAUAGCCUGAAAUGGCUACGAAAGUAUAGCCAUCUGAAGUUCCAUCCAGAUACCCACAUAUUGAGUUGUGGCAAUGGAAACCUGGCUUGACAUGAAACCACCAUGAACAGAAAACUGUACACAGUCCAUCAGCUUUGUGGCAAAGCUGGCAUGAUAAGGGAGGGAGAACCAAGUGCAAAAACGCAAAGCAAGUGGUGCCAUCGGAACAGCUGUAAUGUCUUAUGAUUGCAAUGUAAUAACAAUGUAGGCUGAUGCAGAUGAGCAUUGUUAUAUAUUUCUGCUGUUGAAUGCAGGAGAUAGUGUCAAUCUUCUGUACAGGGCAGACAUAUCAACAUGAAUCAAUAAGGAGGCAUUCUAUAGAUAAUGUUUGUGGAAUUUAUUAUCAUUUUUAAAAGCAUUGCAGUCCUGAUAAAAAGCAUAAUUUGAUUCUUUUUCAUUGGCACAAAUGUCCCUAAUGAUAUGUCUGCAGCUCCUUUUAUUUUGAUUUUGUCAUUGCUCAUUGUGUAGGUAAUAAAAUUGUACUUGACCUACAAUAUCAUGCAAAAAGCAAGCAUUUCCCAGGGAUGUAUUUAUGUUUCUGCAGUUGCAUGCCCAUCAAAGGGCAUCAAAGAGUCCAAAUUCAGCAGCUUCUCCUUAUUGGUUGGAUUGGAAACAAUUAUGAAUGCCUGAUCCCUGGGUUUAAUGCCAACCACAGCCUGCCUGUAAGUUGUGGAACAUGCAGGUUCUGAGUAAGUGAACAGAGUUCUGCCUUGUUCUGCUGCACAAAUGACUGCCAAUGUCCAAGUCUCAGGUCCACUUUAUCUUGACUUCAUUGUCUCAUACACUCCGUAGAUAAUCUGUAGUUGGAAAUUCAGUAAGGUAGCUAUUAUGAUGCAAAAUGUGAAAUGAAGAUCUCUGAUUUCUUACAAGAAAAAUUAGACACAGUUUACGAUAAGAAAGAAAUCCUAUCAUGCUGUUUGAUUCAUUCUAAGAUUGGUACAGUACAAUCACUUGGCACCAAGCCUAUUGUACCUGCACUUUGGUUUUAAGAAGAGUGCUAUCUAUCAACCUCUGGACAAUUGGCACGAGACCAGGCAGGCUUGGUAGGUUAAGACAACUCAACUUUCAAGGACGUUUUAGAAUUAAGCUUUUAUUAUUGAUUGAUAACACACGGAUGCCCUUUUUGUUUUGUGUUAUCGGCAGCUUUUUGGAUCAUGUAUUAUUCUGCAUACAAAAUAAACCAUCCAUCUUAUAAAAGGA